Molecule: messenger RNA, 732 nt
Organism: Nanorana parkeri
Lineage: Eukaryota; Metazoa; Chordata; Amphibia; Anura; Dicroglossidae
Product: triple functional domain protein-like
Exons: 2
Biological process (GO): axon guidance
Cellular component (GO): cytoplasm
Molecular function (GO): guanyl-nucleotide exchange factor activity
Source: RefSeq, a predicted model, not a curated record
AUGUUUUUGUUUUUGUUUUCCUGCAGUGAAGAGGUUUGCAAAAGAGGUUUCACAGUAAUUGUAGAUAUGCGUGGCUCUAAGUGGGAUUCCAUAAAACCAUUACUGAAGAUUUUACAAGAAUCCUUUCCUUGUUGUAUUCAUGUUGCACUAAUUAUAAAACCAGACAAUUUUUGGCAGAAGCAAAGAACUAAUUUUGGAAGCUCAAAAUUCGAAUUUGAGACUAGCUUGGUGUCUUUGGAAGGUCUUACCAAAGUUGUUGAUCCCUCCCAGCUAACUCCUGAAUUUGAAGGCUGCUUGGAGUAUAACCAUGAAGAAUGGAUAGAGAUUAGGGUAGCAUUUGAAGAUUUUAUCAACAAUGCUACCCACAUGCUUUCUCGACUAGAGGAGCUGCAGGAAAUGCUUGCUAAUAAAGAACUGCCGCAAGACUUAGAAGGUGCCAGGAGCAUGAUUGAAGCACAUUGUCAGCUAAAAAAAAGGGUGACAAAGGCACCAAUUGAAGAUAUUGAUAAUGAAGGACAGAUGCUUCUGCAGAGAAUUCAGAACAGUGAACGUUUUCCCAAGAAAAAUUCAAGUUCUGGCAAUGCUGACCUUCAGAAUUUUUUACCCAAAGUUUCUACCAUGUUGGACAGGCUUCAUUCUACAAGGCACCAUUUGCAUCAAGUGUGGCAACAGCGAAAGUUGAAAUUGGACCAGUGCUUUCAACUAAGGCUAUUUGAACAAGAUGCUGAGAAG